GGAUGGCGACAUCCGCAACAUCCGCACGGUGGCCAAGCGCGGUGACGCAUACGAGCUGCUGGCGCAGUCGCUGGCGCCCAGCAUCUGCGGCCACGCCGAGAUCAAGCGUGCCAUGCUGCUUCAGCUACUGGGUGGCUGCGAGAAGAACUUAGACAACGGCACGCACAUCCGCGGCGACAUUAACGUGUUGAUGGUCGGCGACCCGUCGACCGCCAAGUCGCAGGUGCUGCGCUACGUGCUGCGCAUCGCGCCGCUGGCCAUUGCCACAACCGGCCGCGGCUCUUCGGGUGUCGGGCUGACGGCCGCCGUCGUGUCGGACAAGGACACGGGCGAGCGGCGGCUGGAGGCCGGCGCCAUGGUGCUGGCCGAUCGCGGCGUCGUGUGCAUCGACGAGUUCGAUAAGAUGACCGACAUGGACCGCGUGGCCAUCCAUGAGGUCAUGGAGCAGCAGACCGUGACCGUGGCCAAGGCCGGCAUCCACACGACGCUCAACGCACGCUGCUCGGUGCUGGCCGCCGCCAACCCGGUCUACGGCCGCUACGACCCCAAACGGCCGCCGCACCAUAACAUCGCACUGCCCGACUCGCUGCUGAGUCGAUUCGACCUGCUGUUCAUCGUCACCGACUCGAUGGACGAGGCGCGCGACCGCAUGAUUUCGGCGCACGUGCUGCGCAUGCACCGCUACCUGCUGGCCGACGCCGGUGCCGAUGCCGAUGGCGACUCGGGCGCACGGGCUGCGCGAGCCUGCGCGGUGUUCGAGCCGUACAAUGACCGCCACCGCACGCGCAGCCGCCGCGGCGAGCUGUCGCCAGCCAACGUUGGCAGUGAUGCGGCCGUGGCGCCCAAACGCGAGGUGCUGUCGACUGAGUUUCUGCGGCGCUUCCUAUACUUUGCCAAGAACAUGGUGCGGCCAGUGCUGGGCGACGCUGCCGCCGACGACCUGGCUGCGGCAUACGCCGAGCUGCGUGCGCAGGCCAGUGGCCAGGCCGCCGGUGCCAAUGCUGUGCUGACCACUGCGCCCGUCACGGCGCGCACACUUGAGACGCUGAUACGCCUGGCCACGGCGCACGCCAAGCUGCGCCUGUCGCCCACGGUUGAUGCGCAGGACGCCGACGUCGCCAAGGCGCUGCUGCGCUUUGCGCUGUUCAAGGAGCAGGCAGCCAAGCCGCCACAGGCCGCCGCCGUCGCCAGCAAGCAGUCGAAGCGCGCGCGCGUGCUCGCUGGGGCGCCCGAGUCGCAACCGCAAUCGUCGCAGAGCGCACCCGCCGCCGCCGACAUGGACUGGCAGGACGACGGCAUGGAUGUUGAUCAGGACCAGGGCCAGAACCCGGACCAGGAGCCUGCCAGCGCCGCGCCCCUAUCCGUAGAUCGCACGCGCCUGUUCCGCUUCCAGCUCAGCCGUGCCAUCGCUGACCGUCGCCUUGACGAGUCCGAGUCGCCGUGGGCCUUUCCCAACACCAUUUUGCCUGCGGUCAACGCUGGUAUCAGCCAGCCGUUUUCUGCUGCCGAGGCCGAGCUGGCCCUGCUCGACAUGGAGCGCGAAAAUCGCUUGAUGUUCCGCGAUGGUGUCGUGAUCAUGAUGUAGCACGGUGCUGUUUCUAUUCGCUUCAACGCGCUUUCAAUUCUUUCCUUUUUUGUUUCCUCUCCUAAAAUUCGUGCUU
This is a messenger RNA of Kickxella alabastrina, 1661 nucleotides long. RefSeq names its product MCM2/3/5 family-domain-containing protein. The transcript is spliced from 3 exons. The record is from RefSeq and is a predicted model, not a curated record. Gene Ontology annotation, biological process: mitotic DNA replication initiation; double-strand break repair via break-induced replication; DNA strand elongation involved in DNA replication. NCBI's taxonomy places the organism in Eukaryota, Fungi, Kickxellomycota, Kickxellomycetes, Kickxellales, Kickxellaceae. The coding region runs from base 113 to 1585 and encodes 490 amino acids. Gene Ontology annotation, cellular component: nucleus; MCM complex. Gene Ontology annotation, molecular function: single-stranded DNA helicase activity; ATP hydrolysis activity; ATP binding.